Euleptes europaea (tarantolino) is the source of this 2150-nucleotide messenger RNA. RefSeq names its product adenosine deaminase RNA specific B1 (gene ADARB1). The transcript is spliced from 10 exons. Lineage: Eukaryota; Metazoa; Chordata; Lepidosauria; Squamata; Sphaerodactylidae. Gene Ontology annotation, biological process: RNA processing; adenosine to inosine editing. The coding region runs from base 54 to 2150 and encodes 698 amino acids. Gene Ontology annotation, molecular function: double-stranded RNA binding; double-stranded RNA adenosine deaminase activity; tRNA-specific adenosine deaminase activity. The record is from RefSeq and is a predicted model, not a curated record. Gene Ontology annotation, cellular component: nucleolus; cytoplasm.
AGGGCUACUGUGAGGAACGUUCACACCAGUCAAGAAGCCUGAACUAUUCCACCAUGGACAUAGACGAUGAAGAAAACAUGAGUUCAGGCAGCACUGAUGUUAAAGAGAAUCGCAACAUGGACAACAUUUCAUCUAAAGAUGGGAGUGUACAAGGUACCGGGGAGGGAAAUCAGCUCUCCAAUGGUGGUGGCACUGGCAGCAGGAAAAGACUAUUGGAAGAGGGAAACCUUGGCCACUCCAGGCUCCGCCGGAAGAAGAGGAAGAACAUGCCAGGGCCUGUCCUGCCUAAAAACGCCCUGAUGCAGCUGAAUGAAAUCAAGCCUGGCUUACAGUACAAGCUUCUCUCCCAAACUGGACCAGUUCAUGCCCCAAUAUUUGUGAUGACAGUAGAAGUUAAUGGGCAAGUUUUUGAAGGUUCUGGCCCUACCAAAAAGAAAGCAAAGCUUCAUGCGGCGGAGAGGGCUCUGAGGUCCUUUGUUCAGUUCCCCAAUGCCUCCGAAGCACAUCUAGCGAUGGGGAGAACUCUUUCGCUAAAUACAGACUUCACCUCUGACCAGGCCGAUUUCCCAGAUACACUUUUUAAUGGAUUUGAAAACCCAGCCCAGUCGGAUCAUUCCUUUUGCCUAGAUUCCAACGGCGAUGGUUCCUUCAGCUCCAACGCAGACUACAACCUGUCGUCUGCUGUGGCUAGCAGCAUUAUCCAGUCAUCCCUUCCCACCCCCUCUCCAUAUCCAUCCACCAGCGGGAAGAACCCAGUUAUGAUACUGAACGAACUUCGACCAGGGUUGAAAUAUGAGUUUCUUUCGGAAAGUGGUGAAAGCCACGCUAAGAAUUUCGUGAUGGCCGUUUCGGUGGAUGGCCAAACGUUUGACGGGUCUGGGAGGAACAAAAAACUGGCAAAGGCUCGGGCAGCUCAGUCAGCUCUUGCAUCCUUGUUUAACAUGCAGCUGGAUCAGACCCCAUCCCACCAGCCCAUUCCUAGUGAGGGGCUUCAAUUACACCUGCCGCAGGUUUUAGCUGAUGCUGUUGCACGCUUGGUGGUAGAUAAGUUCAGUGAAUUGACUGAUAAUUUUACAUCACCCCAUGCACGUAGAAAAGUUCUUGCUGGAGUUGUCAUGACGACAGGUACCGAUGUGAAAGAUGCUCAGGUUAUAAGUGUUUCUACAGGAACAAAAUGUAUUAAUGGCGAAUAUAUGAGUGAUCGUGGUCUUGCGUUGAAUGAUUGCCAUGCAGAAAUUAUAGCUCGCAGAUGCCUGCUUAAAUUUCUCUAUAUGCAACUUGAACUGCUUUUGAGCAGUAAGGAAGAUCAACAGAAAUCUAUUUUUAUCCCGUCAGAACGAGGUGGAUUUAAGCUGAAAGAAAAUGUGCAGUUUCAUCUCUAUAUCAGCACCUCUCCUUGUGGUGAUGCUCGAAUUUUCUCACCCCACGAGGCAGCACAAGAAGAUCAGGGAGACAGACAUCCAAACCGGAAAGCAAGAGGACAGCUACGGACGAAAAUCGAAUCUGGGGAAGGAACGAUUCCUGUCCGAUCCACAACUACAAUCCAGACAUGGGAUGGAGUAUUGCAGGGAGAGAGAUUGCUUACGAUGUCAUGUAGUGAUAAGAUAGCUAGGUGGAACGUGCUUGGUAUUCAAGGAGCGUUGCUUAGCCUCAUCGUGGAGCCCAUUUACUUUUCUAGCAUCAUCUUAGGAAGCUUAUACCACGGAGAUCAUCUGUCCAGGGCCGUAUACCAGCGGAUAGCAGAGAUAGAGGACUUACCACCGCUCUACAUUCUUAACAGACCUUUACUCAGUGGUAUCAGCAAUGCUGAAGCCCGUCAACCUGGAAAAGCACCUAAUUUCAGUAUAAACUGGACCGUAGGAGAUGCUGGUCUUGAAGUUAUUAAUGCCACAACAGGCAAAGAUGAGAUGGGCCGGGCAUCCCGUCUCUGCAAGCACGCCCUGUAUAGCCGCUGGAUGUGCAUUCAUGCAAAGCUUUCCUCCAGCCUUCGCUCAAAAGUCAGCAAACCAAACCUAUACUACGAAACCAAGCAGGUAGCUUCGGAAUAUCAGAGCGCCAAAGAGUAUUUGUUCAGAGCGUUUUCAAAGGCUGGCCUUGGGGCCUGGGUGGAGAAACCAAUCGAACAGGAUCAGUUCUCCCUGGCAGUCUGA